Molecule: messenger RNA, 633 nt
Organism: Nipponia nippon (crested ibis)
Lineage: Eukaryota; Metazoa; Chordata; Aves; Pelecaniformes; Threskiornithidae
Source: RefSeq, a predicted model, not a curated record
AUGCAGAAGAAGAUGGGCGAGGCGGUGGCCCGGGUGGCCAGGAAGGUGAACGACACGGUGGAGAACAAAACGGAUUCCCUUGAUCUGGCCAACUGCAAGCUGAUAACCUUCCCUGUCGGCAUCUACAAAGCCAUGAGGAGCGUCACCGAGGGAAUCCACCACAUCUCCCUGGCAAACAACGAGCUGAAGUCCCUCACCAGCCGAUUCGUCACCACCUUCAGCCAGCUGAGAGAACUCAACCUGGCAGGCAACUAUCUGCACCGCCUGCCUGAAGAGGUCACCUCCCUGCUGCACCUCCGGGCCAUCAACCUCUCCCGCAACAGGUUUCGGCAUUUCCCAGAGCCCCUGGCUGCCGUCACUGCCCUGGAGACCAUUGACCUGGAAGAGAAUGAGAUCACAGUUGCAGAGGAGCCAGCGAGUGGGUUUCCAUCAGCAGGUUUGGAGGAGGCUGGCAGGAGCUGGUGGCCACCAAAGGACAUGGAGGUGCCGGUGGAGAAGCUGGCCACGAUGGCAUCGCUGCGGAGCCUCAACCUGCGGGAGAACCCCAUCGGACCCGAGGUGCGGCUGCUUGUCCGGCCCCUCGUCCCCUUCGACCUGCUGCUGUCACCAGAGGAGCCCGUCCCCAAAGCCUGA